Messenger RNA from Paracoccidioides lutzii Pb01, 417 nucleotides. RefSeq lists its product as hypothetical. The record is from RefSeq and is a predicted model, not a curated record. Bases 1 to 417 code for a protein of 138 amino acids. The transcript has 2 exons.
AUGGUGGAGAAUAGAGAGUGGACAUGGGAAUACAAACAAGCGCAAAAGGCCACAAUCAAUUGUGAGACUCACACUCCGCCAUCCCAUCUACCUACCCACGUCCGGAGUACUCCGUAUUCAUACGAUAGAUCCCUCGUAUUCCGAGGAAUAUGUCUGCAAUCGAGAAAGCACAAACGCACUCCCCCACCCCUAAAACCGAACGGGCAUGAUGCAACUCGGCUCGGCGCUGCACAUCUGCCGUCUUGCAUACCUGCAUGCAUGCGCUACGUCGUUGCGCAGUAUGCUAAGUCGCCGUUGGAGACGUAUAUUUCGAGCUUUUCGACUCUCGAGUCCGAGGUCAACAACUCAACUGCUCAACGGGGUGCAGGCCCUUUAAGCACUGUUAAGUAUACCUUGAAUACAGGGCAACGUGCAUAA